Pediculus humanus corporis (human body louse) is the source of this 849-nucleotide messenger RNA. RefSeq lists its product as uncharacterized. The coding region runs from base 1 to 849 and encodes 282 amino acids. Lineage: Eukaryota; Metazoa; Arthropoda; Insecta; Psocodea; Pediculidae. The transcript has 2 exons. The record is from RefSeq and is a predicted model, not a curated record.
AUGUUUGAACGUGCGGAAAUUUUCCACAACCGUGCAAAUAAAUUAUUAAAAUCUUCUCAUCAUAAUGAAAAAUCAACAGUUAUGAAUGAAAACGUUGAAAAAAAGAAAAAAAAACACGUUUUACAUAACAUUUACGAUGACGAUGACAACGACUACGAUGUCGAAGCACAAAAUUUCGUUGGGAAAAUAUCAAACAAUCAACGACAGGAAGAAAACCGUGAAUUUUACAAUGAUAAUUUAACUUUGGAUGAAAAAUUUGAAGAAAUAAGAAAAAUAAAUAAAGUUAAAGAAAAUAUUGUUAGAUGUGAAGAAAAUUGGAAAAUGAAAUCGUUAAAACAAGAAGAUGAUAAUGAUCAUCAUCAUCAUCAUGACGAUUGGAAAUUUGAUGAAGAUGGAUAUGGACGUAAUAAAAAUUAUUUGGAAAAUGAUGAAAAAAUGAGUAAUAAUUUAAUGGAAAAUCAAACGAGUGAAGAAUUAAAUGAAAAAAAAUCAAAAAUUGAUUUUUUAAGAAAAAAACUUGAGACAAAUACUCCUACUGCUGGAAAUCCAGACAUUUUGGAAAAAUCAUUAAAAACAAAAAAAAAUAUCCAUCCAGGAAAUUCAUAUGAAACAAAUAAAAAUCGUGGUUCCGUUAUAAAUAUAUGUUCUAGAAGUUGGGAGGUGUACAAUGAUCAGCAAGAAGCGGACAGUUUAAACGAACCACCUUUACAAGAUCCGGUUUCGUUACCGGAAACGUCAGAACCGGAAAAACCACGAAAAUUUUAUACGGGAAAACAUUUUUUUGGUAAUUUUUUAACAUCGAGAGUCACAACACCGACGGACAUGUUUUCCAACACGGAACCUUUGUAA